CUCCAUGGUAACGACGCUCGGCCCGAAGAUGGCGGUCGAGUGGGGCGGAGGAGCCGGUUACUCGGGUUCAGGCCCCGGCCGGAGCCGGUGGCGCUGGAGCGGUUCUUUGUGGGUCCGAAGCGUUUUCCUCCUGUUGGGCGGGCUGCGGGCAAGCGCCACGUCUACUCCCGUCUCCUUGGGCAGUUCCCCUCCCUGCCGGCACCACGUCCCCUCUGACGCUGAGGUCAUAAAUAAAGUUCAUCUUAAGGCAAAUCAUGUAGUAAAGAGAGAUGUUGAUGAGCAUUUAAGAAUCAAGACUGUUUAUGAUAAAAGUGUCGACGAGUUGCUCCCUGAGAAAAAAAAUCUUGUAAAGAACAAGCUUUUCCCACAAGCUAUUUCUUAUUUAGAGAAGACUUUUCAGGUCCGUAGACCUGCUGGCACUAUCUUACUUAGCAGACAAUGUGCAACAAACCAAUACCUCCGGAAGGAAAAUGACCCUCACAGAUACUGCACCGGAGAAUGUGCCGUGCACACGAAAUGUGGCCCGGUUAUUGUUCCAGAGGAACAUCUCCAGCAAUGCAGGGUCUACCGUGGGGGUAAGUGGCCCCAUGGAGCAGUGGGUGUGCCAGACCAAGAAGGCAUCCCGGAUGCAGACUUUGUACUUUACGUUGGUGCUUUGGCCACUGAGAGGUGCAGUCAUGAAAACAUCAUCUCUUAUGCAGCCUACUGUCAGCAGGAAGCAAACAUGGACAGGCCAAUAGCAGGAUAUGCUAACCUGUGUCCAAAUAUGAUCUCUACUCAGCCUCAGGAGUUUAUUGGGAUGUUGUCCACAGUGAAACAUGAGAUUAUUCAUGCCCUGGGUUUCUCUGCUGGACUGUUUGCAUUCUACCAUGAUAAAGAUGGAAAUCCUCUCACUUCAAGAUUUGCAGAUGGCCUCCCACCUUUUAAUUAUAGUCUUGGAUUAUAUCAAUGGAGUGAUAAAGUAGUUCGAAAAGUGGAGAGAUUAUGGGAUGUUCGAGAUAAUAAGAUAGUUCCUCACACUGUGUAUCUCCUGGUAACGCCUCGUGUUGUUGAGGAAGCACGAAAACAUUUUAAUUGUCCACUUCUGGAGGGAAUGGAGCUUGAAAAUCAGGGUGGUGUGGGCACUGAGCUCAACCAUUGGGAAAAAAGGUUAUUAGAGAAUGAAGCAAUGACUGGUUCUCACACUCAGAACCGAGUACUCUCUCGAAUCACUCUGGCAUUAAUGGAGGACACUGGCUGGUAUAAAGCAAAUUACAGCAUGGCUGAGAAGUUAGACUGGGGCCGAGGAAUGGGCUGUGACUUUGUCAGGAAGAGCUGUAAAUUCUGGAUUGAUCAGCAGAGACACAAGAGGCAGAUGCUGAGCCCUUACUGUGACACGCUCAGAAGUAAUCCACUGCAGUUAACUUGCAGACAGGACCAGAGAGCAGUUGCAGUGUGCAAUCUGCAGAAGUUUCCUAAACCUUUACCACAGGAAUACCAGUACUUUGAUGAACUCACUGGAAUACCUGCAGAAGAUUUGCCUUAUUAUGGUGGAUCAGUGGAAAUUGCUGACUAUUGCCCUUUCAGUCAGGAAUUCAGUUGGCAUUUAAGUGGUGAAUAUCAGCGCAACUCAGACUGUAGAAUAUUGGAAAAUCAACCAGAAAUUUUUAAGAACUAUGGUGCUGAAAAGUAUGGACCUCAUUCAGUUUGUCUAAUUCAGAAAUCAGCAUUUGUUAUGGAAAAGUGUGAGAGGAAGCUGAGUUACCCUGACUGGGGCAGUGGAUGUUAUCAGGUUUCUUGUUCUCCUCAAGGUCUGAAGGUUUGGGUCCAAGAUACUUCUUAUCUGUGUAGUCGGGCUGGGCAGGUCCUCCCUGUCAGUAUUCAGAUGAAUGGCUGGAUUCACGAUGGAAACCUGCUCUGCCCAUCGUGUUGGGACUUCUGUGAGGUCUGUCCUCCGGAAACAGAUCCUCCAGCUACUAACCUGACCCGAGCUCUUCCACUGGAUCUUUGCUCCUGUUCCUCAAGCCUGGUUGUCACCCUCUGGCUUUUGCUAGGCAAUAUCUUUCCUCUGCUGGCUGGAUUUCUUCUGUGUGUGUGGCACUAGGAAUGGAAAGUGGAUUUUCAAGGUACUCUUUUAUGUUAAGUUCCUGUGAACAAAGCACAAAAUUUGAGCAAGUACCAACCUGUGCAGAUGGCAGAAGUGGCAUUCCUGACUUUGGCUUGGAAGAGUUGACUAUGAUCAGACCUUGAAACAAAACUUCACAGCAGUCUUGCCUCACCCGCAACCCAACCACCUCUUCUUGAAGAAGAAGGAAAUGCAAGGCACCAAGUCUUUUUAUGUUUCAGGAUUUGUAGUCUUCUAAUGUUUUCUUUUGAAAAUAGGAUAAAGGGUGGAAUUUUCAGAGUGAUGACAUACCUCAACAUUUUUAUCAACAUAAAACAAUGGGAAAGUUCAUCAUCCAUACUGCAGUAAUUUAAACAACAGCCAAUUAUUGCAAGAUUAGAAUUGGAGAUCUUGUCCUCAAAAGUGUAAAUUGUCCUUUGAUUUAUAGGAAAUAAUUGAAUUGAGAUUUCUACAUAUCAUACUAUACCUAUUUUAAAUUAAAUGGCAGCUGGGCAUGGUGGUG
Saimiri boliviensis boliviensis (Bolivian squirrel monkey) is the source of this 2606-nucleotide messenger RNA. RefSeq names its product leishmanolysin like peptidase (gene LMLN). Gene Ontology annotation, cellular component: cytoplasm; membrane. The record is from RefSeq and is a predicted model, not a curated record. Gene Ontology annotation, biological process: proteolysis; cell adhesion. Gene Ontology annotation, molecular function: metalloendopeptidase activity. NCBI's taxonomy places the organism in Eukaryota, Metazoa, Chordata, Mammalia, Primates, Cebidae.